Molecule: messenger RNA, 2168 nt
Organism: Cuscuta epithymum
Lineage: Eukaryota; Viridiplantae; Streptophyta; Magnoliopsida; Solanales; Convolvulaceae
Source: the annotation of a GenBank genome assembly
AUUAUACUCUCUGUAUACGGUACGAAGCAAACUGCGAAAAAUGGGCCAACAUAUUAUACAAACGAUCGAUCUCACUGCCCUGCAUCAAAAUAGAUGAACCGACCCCGGAAAGUGAACAACCCGAAUGAGUAGCUUGCAGUGCCCCGACGACAGGAGAAUAGAGAGACCGUCUUCGCCGGAGGAGUGGUACGAAACUCGCUGGAGGUGCUGAUACGAGACCAAACUGCUGCUGCAUAAAUCGGAGGAAAAGGAAGUUCGCCGGCCGAGUACUGCUGCCGAACUAAAUUCACGCCAAAGGAGGGAAUCAAUUUCAAAGCAACUUGAGCAGACCUUCUAUUGCCGGUGGAGGGCGCCACCUGCGCACGACGGCUGAUUUUCGACGAAGGCUACGAGUGCACAAGGUGAACUUGAGUGAGGAGCAAAAUAGAAGAAUUUCGCUAGGAGUACUUGGAGUUUGAGGUAACACUUUGAUGAUGAUGUUGAUUUCGAGAGAGCUUCCGCUAGAAAAUACAAUUAGUAAAUCAUUGUAAUUCCAUUUUCAAUAUCUUUAGUUGGUGAAUAAUUAUUUUUGGAGUUUAAUUUGUUUUAGCCUGUGCACUCGGUUAAGGGACAACUGAGUGUGGCGGUAACGCCCCUAUUCCCUUUUGAAUUUUCCGCUGCAUAACUCUGAUGCUUUCGAAUAAAAUUAAUAAUAAAGUAUUAUUUUAAAGUGUUUUUGGGUGGGAAAUUUGGGGGUGUUACAAGUUGGUAUCAGAGACAGGUUCUUUGGGGAAUUUUUCUAAACAAUUUUUCUAAGGUUUUCUAAAAAGGUUUGCACACAUUUUUGAAAUUUCCUUUAAAGGUUUUUCAAAAUGCUUUUCCAAAUUAUUUUUGAAAAAAAAAAAAACAAUCUAGGACUAAAAUAAAAUUUUAGGCGCGUGGUGAGGUUGUGAGACUUUGAUUUUGAUUUUCGUUGAUUUUGCGGCUCUUUUGAUUUUCUUGGGAUAUGUUUAAGUGUGACAUAUCCAUAUAUGUUUAUUUGAGGAUAAGUUUGGACUUAUAGAAGAACUUUAGGCAAUAUUUGAUUAGUGAGUUAUAGAUUAGAAUAGUAAAAUUGUGAAUACUAGCUAUUUGAUAGAUUUCUUAUUUGUAUCCUAAACGCUACUCUUUUCAAGGAGACAAUGACGUCAAUGAGGAACAACAUCGAGAACAAUGAUGUCGCACCAACGAACUCGGAGUUAGCUCAAAAUAUGGCCCAACUAACACAACUCAUCCAGACUGUCACGAAUGUGUUACUGCAGAAUCAAAACCAACAACAUCUCAACACCCGUAAUGAUGUAGCGAAACUUAUAGCGAAGCGCAAUCCCCCGAGCUAUUUAGGUGAAGAAGAUCCUCGAAUCCUCGAGGAUUGGAUUCGCACUUUCGACAAACUAUUCGAUGCCAUAAACUGCCCCGCGGAUCAACGGGUUAAUAUAGUUGCAUACUACUUACGUCAAGAGGCGGAUAAUUGGUGGGCCAUGACUGGCCCAACAUUGCGUCAACAACCCGACUUUUCUUGGGAGACGUUUAAGAAGGCAAUACGAGAAAGAUUCUACCCAGAGCACGUGAGAGCUGAGAAGUACGAAGAAUUCUUACAUCUGAAGCAAGUGGGUAUGACUGUUCAAGAGUACCACGCCAAAUUCUUGGAGCUCGCACGAUUUGCACCUGCGUUAGUUCCCGAUGAAAUCGACAAAACUAACAAGUUUAUACGUGGACUGAACUUCGAGACACAAAAAGCUCUUUGCGUUUCAGAAUGUCAAACUUUGAACGAGGCCUACGGCAAAGCUGCCAAGCAUUACCGAGUGAAACAACUCCAGAAGGAAACACUUAAGAAAGCGAGAAAGGGCACCGAAGAAGAAAGCAAACGGGGAGACAAACGACAGAGGCCAAAUCAUCUGAAGGAGACCCGAAACAGGAACAAGAUCAAAAAUAAAGGUCACGAUCAAAAGCGUAAGAAGAACUAUUCCGCUGAUACCGCACACUUCUAUUGCACGAAAUGUGGAAAGGAUCAUCCUGGAAAAUACUGUGACGGAACGCUUGUGAGAUGUUUUCAUUGUGAUAAACUAGGGCAUCGGGUGUUCGAGUGUCAUUCUAGGAAGAAAGGCUUAUCUCCAAAUCAUGGAUGCCAUCGUCAAGGGAAGAAUGCCAAC